Messenger RNA from Heterotrigona itama, 1026 nucleotides. The record is from the annotation of a GenBank genome assembly. NCBI's taxonomy places the organism in Eukaryota, Metazoa, Arthropoda, Insecta, Hymenoptera, Apidae.
AUGCCAACUUUAAGAUUACCACCUUUACCAAAUAUAAGAGAAGUUUUAAAAAUGUAUCACUUGAGAGCCAUGAAACAACUUUCUCAGAAUUUUAUCUUGAAUGAAAAUUUGACAGAUAAAAUAAUAAAAAGAGCAGGAGUUCUCUCUGAUUGUCAUGUAAUAGAAGUGGGUCCUGGUCCUGGUGGUUUAACUCGAUCUAUUAUAAAACGUGAACCAGAAAAAUUAAUUGUUAUAGAAAAAGAUAAAAGAUUUGAACCAUCAUUAGAAAUGUUGGCAGAUGCUUUUGCAGCUGUGAAUGGUAAAAUGGAAAUCAUUUUUGGUGAUGUCAUGACAUUUCAUAUGGAAAAUAUUCUACCAUCAACUGAAACAAAAACUUGUACAGAUAAAAGUCCAAAAAUUAAAAUAAUUGGUAAUUUACCAUUUAAUGUAUCAACACCUCUCAUAAUAAAAUGGCUACGUGCAAUUAGUGAAAAAACAGGUCCUUGGAAAUUUGGAAGAACUAGAAUGACAUUAACAUUUCAGAAAGAAGUUGCUGAACGCAUAAUAGCUGAACCACUAGAUGCACAAAGAUGUAGAUUAUCUGUGAUGGCACAAGCUUGGACACGGCCAAUAUUACAUUUUAUUAUACCUGGUACAGCAUUUCUUCCCAAGCCAGAUGUUGAUGUUGGCCUUGUAACAUUUGUACCUUUAACUGUUCCACGAACGAAACAUGAAUUUCCAAUUUUUGAGAAAGUAACACGACACAUUUUUAGUUUUCGCCAAAAAUACAGUAUACGAGGUAUUGAAACAUUAUUUCCUGCAGAAUAUCGAACUGAAUUGGGACAAAUGAUGUAUAAACUUGCUGAUUUGGAUCCUCAAAAAAGACCAAUGACACUUACAGUAGAAGAUAUUGAUAGUCUUGUUAGUGCAUAUAAAUAUUUGUUAGAAAAAUAUCCAAAUCUAAAGUUUUAUGAGUAUCGUACGUCUCGCCAUAUAGUAUCAUUAUCUCAAACAAAGAAUAUAGAAGUUGUACAAUGUAUAAAUUAA